Dalotia coriaria is the source of this 576-nucleotide messenger RNA. Its product is annotated as NADH dehydrogenase [ubiquinone] iron-sulfur protein 5-like. The record is from RefSeq and is a predicted model, not a curated record. NCBI's taxonomy places the organism in Eukaryota, Metazoa, Arthropoda, Insecta, Coleoptera, Staphylinidae. Bases 113 to 412 code for a protein of 99 amino acids. The transcript is spliced from 2 exons.
UUCAUAUGUAUCGUUGGCAACCAUACAUACACGAACGACAUCAAUCGAUACGUCGUAAACAUUGGCCUGAAAAUUCCUCAUAAACAGCUCAAAUUUAAGAUUAUUAGAUAAAAUGUCUGUAUGCCCGUGGUUUCGUUCACCCUUUUCCGACCUCACUGCCCAAUUGGUCAGCCACCAGUGGUACGGUCGUUGUGCCGAUUUUGAACUGAAGGUGAUGGAGUGUUUUGAGGCCUAUGGUCUUGAUAAAGGCAUGAGGGAAUGUGAUACUUUGAUCCAGGAUUUCAAAGAAUGUCAGAGCAGGACCAAGCAAAGGGAUCGUGCAAUGGCUAUGAGAAUGGAAAGACAUAAGCAGUACUUCAAGGGAGAACGCAAAGAGCAUUACGCCGAAUCACCGCGCAUUGAUGCUUUCUAGAUUCACAUGUUUCUAUGCUUACAAUAACAUUGGACAUUCAAUGAUAUAAAAUGGGGGCAAGGAUGGUAGUUGUCUAUUGUAAAAAUUACUUAGAACUAAAUAAAUUUAUUAAUAAUGAUUUUUGUUUGAUGAACUAAGAGAAAAUUAAAAAUAAUUUCAACAAA